ACAGCCUGGUGCCUGCGAGCUGUCCGAGCGGGGUCGCUCGGGCCGAGGUCAGGGGCUGCCCGCAGGCGGGAGCAGCGGCCGGGGCACGGCGCAGGCACCUCCCCGCUGCUGCCGCUUCAGGGGAGCGGAGGCCCCGCCGGGCCCCGCCCGGGGCCGCAUGCGCAGGGCGGGUGGCGGGAGUUGCGGGCGGCAGCGGGAGCACAUGCGGCCGCGGCGGAGCCCAUCGCCCCGAGCCGGCCCGGCCGGCGGAGACAGCGGCGGGGCCGCUCGGUGGGCGGGAAGCCUCACCGGACCCUCGCUCCCGGGGUCCCCGGGGGGGCACGAGCCAGUUGUCAUGGAUGGAGACACAGAGUAUGAGAAAGUUGAAGAUGUCGUGGGCUGCCACGUUGAAGAUGCUGUGACAUUUUGGGCACAGAAUGUUGAUAGAUGUAGUGACCUCGUGAAAUUAAGUUGUGCGCUAGCAGAAGCUUGCCCUCGAGCUAAUGCAGUUUUUGGCAAACCUGAUUUUAGUAAGAUUUAUGGUGGCUGUUUUUCAGAAGAUAGAUGUUGGUACAGAUGUAUGGUACAGCAAGUGAUCAACAAUGAAAAGUGUCAGGUCUUGUACAUUGACUAUGGAAAUUCUGAGGUUCUGAGUAGAUCAGACAUAGUUGAAAUUCCACCAAACUUGCAAUCUCCGAGUGUUGCCAAGAAGUACAGACUCUGGGGACUGCAGAUACCAACUGAUCAGAACUUAAAUAUGUUUGAUCAGGGGAAGAAGUUCUUGAGCAGCCUGGUUUUUGAAAAAGAAAUAAGAAUACGCCACAAAGCCAAGCAUGAAGAUGGUACCAUUAUAGCCCAGGCAGAAUUUGAAAAAACAGAUAUUGGAGAAGAGGUGGCCAAGGCAGGGUUUGCUGAAAAAUGCACAUCUCCAGGAAACACAAAAGAUGCGGAAGACAGAAAAGUAGAUGUUGUGCAAAACCAACAUCGGAAGAUAAAAGUUCCAGUUCCCCUGUGGGUAAACAGGUCUGAUCAUGCGCUGUACAGCAUCCCCAGAGGACGCCUUGACCAAGUAGCUGCCAGUGCAAGGAAUCACAAUAUUACCGGAAACCUUAUGUUUGGCCCGAAGGAAAAAACGCUUGCUUGUACCUCGGUGCCAGAUACCAGCUUGGCCCAAACAAGAGCAGGUCAGAAGCUGUCUGACGAGAAAGAAAUUCUCAGAAAGGAGAAUCUAAAUCUCAUGCAGAGGCAGAAGGAACUUGAACUGAAGGUUCAAGAGCUGAAAUGUGAACUUCAGAAAGAGAAGGAGGCAUCCAGGAAAACUGCUGAAAGUUUUGAGGAAACCCUACGUACUUACAUUGGAACAAAGAUGAGAAGUUUGGCUGCUAAGGUGAAGUCAUUGAAAGAAGUUAGGCACAUGAAUAAGAACACUCGUUCUGGAGAGCAGCUCUCACAAGCCAUAAAAGCAGUUACAGAAGGGUGUCUCACUGCUCCAUGUUCCUUGGAAAAGCUGCAGAAGAUUUGGACAGAGUAUGACUUGGCCCAGGACAGGAUUCAGUUAUGCAGAAAUGUGGAUGAAAGAGAUGAACUGAUUACCAAGAGAGAUGAAGUGCAGCGGAGCUUGUAUUCAGCAGUGGAAGAACUAAUUUUGGAAGUAGAUCAACUGCCCCUCACUGAGCGCUCAAGAACAUUACAGGAACUGUCUGCUUCUCUGGAGAUGGUGUAUGGCCAGGGUUCUGAAGCAGAUGACUCUGAGGAGGUAUUUCAACAGUUCUUAGAGUGGAAGAGUGGUAAAAUGAAGAAGUUAGUUUGCGUCAGAAAUGAUACAGACACAGCUCUGCAAAUUCUUGCUGACUGGUUCGGUGGCAUCUUAAAGUGUUUUGACCUGAUGUCAGAAGCAUCUUCAGAUUUAGAGGAAGCUGUCAGCAGUGCGGAUGAAAUUCUCAAAAAGGUUGAGUUGGCCAUUUGUGAAGAACUGGAUGCUGACUUAAAUGAACAUGAUGAAGCAGAGAAAAGAAUAAUUAUGAGCGCUUACAAUAAAGUUGUACAUAACAUUCGUCAGGAGCAAAGUCUGAUUGCUGCCAUACAGAAGAGAUACUUGGCCAGCGUUGAGUUCAAAAAACAGGUUGAGGAAUGGCUGAAUAGAAGACCUGAUAUUAACAACUUAUCAUCAGUUAAGAAAACUGUGAAAAGCUUAAAGGCCCAGUUAAGGUGGAAGCUGGUUGAGAAGAACAAUUUGGAGGAGUCUGAUGAUUACAGUGAGUGUGAAAUGACGAGAAUAAAAGAGGAAAUUGCCGAUCUGCGAAACAGGGUUCUUCAGGAAAUAUCCAAGGAACAAGAAGAAUAUGAGAAGCUUACAUAUUUGGUACAGAAAUGGUUCCCUGAGUUACCACUUCUUUAUCCAGAAGCAGGAAUUCUAAACUAUAUGAACUCUGGAGGACUUCUGGCCUGCAGCCUGGAGCGAGAUCUUUUGGAUGCUGAGCCCAUGAAGGAACUGAGCACGAAGCGCCCUUUAGUGUGUUCAGAAAUUCAGGGCCAGAAGGUUCUUUUAAAGGGAUACUCUGUAGAUGUAAGCUCAGAAGCCAAAGUCAUAGAAAGAGUUGCCAAGUAUCACAGAGCUUGGGAUCAGCAGAAGGAGAAAUCUGGAUUGUUACAACUGUUGUUCCUUCUUUUCUGCAAGUCUGAUCCUUUGAUAUAUUUAAUGGUCCCGUACUACCCAGGAGCAAGUCUAGGAGCUUUACAGGCUGAUACACCUUUAACUUUGGAAGAGACAUUAACAGUGAUGAAAGGAGUGGCCCAAGGUCUGCAAACGUUGCAUGGAGCUAAUAUAGUCCACGGAUCUCUGCAUGGAAAUAACGUGUUUGUUGUGAAUCGGAAACAGGGAAUUGUUGGAGACUUUGAUUUCACAAAAUCAGAGGAGGAACGUGCUGCUGCAAACACCAUGGUGGUUAGUACCCUGAGCUUAGUUUCUCCCGAACUGAAGAUGGGACAGCCAGCUUCUCCAGCCUCUGACAUGUAUGCUUAUGGCUGCCUCCUCUUCUGGCUUUGCAUUCAAAACCAGGAGUUUGGCUUAAAAGAAGAUGGAACACCUGAGGUGGAUGUUGUUGUCAUGGAUGAUAAAGUUAAAUCUCUUCUCGUGAAUUUGUUCUGCUGUAACAGACUGACAGCUGAGCAGGUGCUGAGGGCCGAUUGCUUCCUCACAGUUGGUGCGACUCCAGUUUCACCACAACCAGGCGAAGAGCAUGAGCCUUGUGAAGAACCCGAUUCUGAGAAGACAGAUGAAAAUGUGAUUAACUGAGAAUGGAGCAAACCCUACUUGAUAGAUGAGGAACUUUUCCAUCAGGUGUUUUAUUGAGACUGCUGGUUUUGUUUGGUUUUCAAAUAUUUUUUCGGAUCUGAAAUCUCAAAAUAUAAAAAGUUCGGUAGAUGCACUAAUGUUUUGUGCUUACAAAAUCCUCACUGAGUUUUCAUUUAAACAUAUUUUAUUUUAAAUAAGUGUUUGGAGGUAUAAGCGUGGUUUUACUGAUUGUGUUCUUAGUUUAUCAGCCCUUUUCUUCAUCUGUUACAUAGGCUUUACAUUUACAGAGAAUAGGCUGGUUAGAUGCCAGAGAUCUUCAAUUUUGUAUCCAGUUUUCUAGUCCUCUUCUUGCUGUGGUUCUAGAUAACACGUUCCUCUUAAAAGUGCCCUAGAGUAUUACAUUUUUGCUGGAGGUUUUUUGUUAUUGCAUAGACAAGUUGUUCCUGCAGCAACUGCCUUCAAGAUUUAAGGAAAAAAAACUACUCGGACAACUGGUAAAGGAAGUGGAGAGUAGCCUGCCUCUUUUCUUUCUUUCUGCAUUUGAAAAAUGCAACUGGUUUUCUAGAGAAGAGAGCAGGCAUCCUCCUAAUUGAUCCUUUUACAUGCUACUAGUAACCAAAAUACUGUACACAGGCAUUUGCAAAAACUACUGCUUAUUUGCUCUAUGUGAGUUUGUGUAUAUAUCAUCUGUUCUUAAAUGUUGUUUGCAAUAGCUAGAAAGGUGUGAUUUUUCAUGAGCAGGUUUGCCUGCAACACUUCGCUGUUAAUGUUACCAUUGAAAGAAUUUUAUCAGCUCCUUAUUUUUACAGGAAAAUGUUACUUUAUGAAAGUUCUCCUUUCUUCUCAGAAAGAAACAGGUCAAAAUGUGCAGAGUUGCUGUAGCAAUAUCCUUAGCCUCUGGGUGUUGCUCUUGGACAGCGCUGUUGGCAGGCUGGUGUUUUGUAGGGGAGUUACUGAGGCUGCAUGUUGUCAGAUGAAGAGUGUGAAAAUGCAAAAUGUAACAGGCAAGAAGCAGCAUCAGGGGAACUGGGGAGCCCUCAGGUACAGUCUGCAGUGGACAGAAGAUUCCAACUUGGCAGAACCUUCUCUGAUAUUAUUCUUGGUUUUCCAUCCUUAAACCAAUUAGUUUUUUAUAUGGAAUAGCAUGCAAGAUGCUUCAUCCUUUUUUCAUUAAAUAAUAAUGAUUUUUUUGAUUUCUGUAAUGUGUGUAUAAUCAGUGAUAGCAAAACCUUUGUUAACAAUAUUUUUAUGUAGGAUUUUUUGUUAGUGUGAUAGAUGUUUUCGUUACAGAAAUCACAGAAUAAUAUCUUGGGUUUUGUCGAUGAAAAUAAGCAAUUUAGCAAUUUUGUGGGAUGCUUUCCAGAUACUAAUUGCAGUCUUUCACUGUUAAUAAAAGGCUAACUUUAAUUAAUGUUAAACACUGAUUUGAGGUUAGAAGACUAACCUGAUGGUUUAUGUUGUGCUGUGUCAUGUAUAUUAGAAUAAAUUUUUGCCAAGUUUUUCUGCUCCGGA
Columba livia (rock pigeon) is the source of this 4786-nucleotide messenger RNA. RefSeq names its product serine/threonine kinase 31 (gene STK31). Gene Ontology annotation, molecular function: protein kinase activity; ATP binding. Bases 158 to 3274 code for a protein of 1038 amino acids. The transcript has 24 exons. Lineage: Eukaryota; Metazoa; Chordata; Aves; Columbiformes; Columbidae. The record is from RefSeq and is a predicted model, not a curated record. Gene Ontology annotation, biological process: protein phosphorylation.